GUUGACGAGAUGUCUCGCCUUUGCACUCUUCCACUUGCCACGUCCACACCUGUCAGUCGACAAAAAAGCACCAAAGAAACCCUCAAGCCAUGGACGCCAUGAAGGACAAAGUCAGUGACUUCUUCAACCAUAGGAACAACUUGGAGCUCGUCCUGCGCGUCGUGCAAUGGUUUGUCGCGGUAGUGUCGUUCCUGUGUAGCACGGCCGUCACAGGGGUUGGCGCCGGUGACUUUGCCUUCCUGAUGACGUACACGCUGUGGGUGUACACGCUGCUGUACAUUGUACUGGUGCUGCGGCAAGAAAAGCUGUCGCUCCUUCCGCUGCACAAAAUCUUCGUGGACUGCGGGUUCACCCUCAGCCUUUUUGCGGCCGGCAUUGCGGUCGCAUGCAGCCCAAUGAUCCGAUAUUGUGGUGGCGGUGGCUGCGGCGCGGCCUAUGCUUGCGUCGUUUUUCUGUUUGUGGGCUCCCUGACCCAAGGUGCAUCAGUCUAUAUUACGUACACCCAAGAAUACCGCCACCGUUCGUCCGACGAGUUUGCGAGUCCCCCAGCUGCUAUUCUUCAGGCGUAGAUUAUAUAUUAACCAUCCGAGCGGGUUAAUUUGAUCGACCCUUCCAUCUCGUUCAGUUGGCUAGAGCGUCACACGAACUUUGGACGGCCAAUAUCAC
Molecule: messenger RNA, 666 nt
Organism: Aphanomyces astaci
Lineage: Eukaryota; Oomycota; Saprolegniomycetes; Saprolegniales; Verrucalvaceae
Exons: 1
Coding region: 90-569 (159 amino acids)
Source: RefSeq, a predicted model, not a curated record